AUGUCACAACACUCUCGCCGUCCUUCGUUGCAAUCGCAACGCUCACAUAACACUACCACAGCGUCGGUGCGACCCAUCCCGACAGGCUUGGAAUACAGUGUCAAUGUGGCAACUUGGGGAGAAGCUUUUGAUAUUACUGAUCCAGAACAGGUUCUCUACCCACCUACAAUCAAUGGAUACAUUACGAUGUGUCUAGAAAGCUACAGACAUACCUAUGCCGGAAAACAAGGUGAAUCCCUCCUAGAAGCCUUCCUAGAAGACUUCAGUGGAUGGACAAUGGAAAUCUGGAAACAUGCUCAUCGAUCUGCUUGUCGCCAGCUCCGAGAGCACCUUGUACUGAAUGGAGUAUGGUGUAAGCCAGCCAAGGGUUACUCCUGGGCAUCAAUCUUCCACGCUUUAGUCCAAGAGGACACCCUCGUGCCAUGGACCUCAGCGCACGAGGCAGCUAGGCAGGUGAUCAUCAAGGAACAGGAAAUCAAGGAGGCGAAGAGAAUUGCACACGAGCAAAAGGGUAAAGGAGCUGCUCAUACACUUGCGCCUACAACUACACUUCCAGUUGCACCAAUUGUAAUUGCGCAAGCACCAGCUACGCCUACAUUGCACACACAAACAAUGGACCCCCUCCCACCAACCACAGGCGCCAACAACACACCAUUGGGCGGACCUUCCUAUUCGAGCAACCCUACAAAUGAGCCCAAACCGGAAUCCACCCAGCGCUCUGCCCAACCCCAGACUCAUGCUCAGCAGAACGCCCAGCAUGUACCUUUGGUACCGCACUUGCUGCCAAUGAUGGUGCCAACCUUGCGCACCAGUGUGGAUACCGAGUACCGAGUCACCCUUCCCCCUGAUACCAAUGUUCCCCCUUAUGUGAGACUGCCAAAGCCACCACAUUCAGGAACUGGGGAUUACGUCAGACAGAUCGGUGACCUUUCCAAAGUAUACCUGGACAAUGAGAAGAAGUACGGUGGCGCCGAAUACGAAGUUUUCAGCGACAAGCUGAAGAUUUUCUAUGAGAACUGCACACGCCUUGGCAUACCCCAGGGCGAUGAGACGGGCUACGCAGUAGCUUUCUCUUUGAUGCUCAAGGACGAGGCACACCAGUACUAUAUGACUGAUAUCUACGGUAAAGAUAUGGAGUUUUGGAUGAUGACUGCAUUCAUGAAGUCCAAGUUUGAGGUCCCGGAGUCUGCCCAGAAGUACCUAUCGGAAUGGAGAUCACUCACACUUCAAUCAGUGAUGAGUCGUAAGGAGAAUGCCGACAAAGAUAAGUUGGAGUGCCUUACGCUAAUGGUCAAGAAACUCUCCCUCAUUCAACGCAACCUGACCCCCGAAUAUCACUCCGACAAGGCUCUGAGAGACGUGAUUUUGAGCGCGGUGCAAGGCGUUCCCGAAUGCGCGUUUGCUCAAUACAACCCUGCGCCUACUACUACCGCUCUCGUCUCUCAACUACGAUCAUCGAUUGCUACCACUACUACGACUAGACCUUCCACCGCCUACCUUAUCGAUGCUACCGAGUCGGGAGACCAAUACGAGGACGAGGUCUACUACGUGGACCGCCAGUACAGAGGCAGCGGAGGCAACAGAGGCCGUGGCUACAACGGUAAUAGUGGAGGAGGCUCUAGAGGAUACUCGAGAGGAGGCGUUAGAGGCUGGGGUAAUAGAGGAAACUACGGAGGUAGUAACAGAGGAGGAGGCAACCGUACUGAUCGCACUGACAAACGUUGUUUUGUUUGUGGCGAGUUGGGCCACUUCUCUACGCAACACAGCGCCGAGGAGCGUAAGAAAUCUUACGAUAAUUGGAAGCGCCAAGCCCAAUACUACACGGAGGAUAUAGGACUUGAGGAGUAUACUCAAUACCUCAUGCAAGUCGAAGGAGUGCAAGCGGCCGCAACCCAAUUCUCUACCGAAUUAGGAACCAUUGACGGCCAACACCUUAUGAUAGCGUUGCUUGAGAAUGCAACCUAUCACACCUUCACCUCUAUCGACCCAUUCAAGCCACCUCCGAACAUCAUCCCUUUGGAGCACUUUUUACUUGAUAGAUAUUCAGCUUGCAAAUUCCAAGGGUUUAUUCCCGAUUCGGGAGCAGCCAACCUCUCCACAGCUGGAGAGCAACAGGUUGAGGCUCUGCGAAAACUCCUCCCUCUCCGAAUCAACCGAGAAGCAGCCGACAAGAAUACUAUCAAAUUCGGAGGUAACACGACACGGGUUACAGGCUCUGUAAUAGUCGAUACACCUAUUGGAUCGAUCGAAUUCCAUAUUGUCAGUGUGGAGACUCCUUUCCUCAUCUCACUCGAAGACAUGGACCGACUCCAAGUCUAUUACAACAAUCUUGACAAUAUGCUCGUCCAAGGCCACAAGCGUAUUCCAGUGAUCCGCAAAUGGGGCCACCCAUUCCUCAUGCUACAACCUGAAGACGCUUUUGCGGACGCGCACCUCACGGAACAAGAACUACGCCAAUUGCACCGCAGAUUCGGCCACCCGUCGGUUCCGCGCUUGCAGAAGGUUCUUGACCUUAGCGGCCACGAUGAUGUCGAUCUCGGGACGCUUCAAAAGAUCGAAAAGUUUUGUCAUCAAUGUCAGAUGCACGGCGCAGCCCCUGGUCGCUACAAGUUCUCUUUGAAAGAUGAUCUCGAGUUCAAUUACUCUAUCAUCGUAGACGUGAUGCACUUAGAUGGCAAACCAGUGCUACACGUAGUCGAUUCAGCUACUACGUUCCAGGCUGGACGCUUCCUAAGGGAUAUGUCAGCUAUUACUACGUGGAACGCACUCAAAGAGUGCUGGAUUGACAGCUACCUCGGUCCCCCUGACCUAAUUGUUCACGACCCAGGCACGAACUUCGCUGCAACUGAGUUCCGAGGUCUGGCCAAGAUGAUGUCCAUCGACAUCCAAGAGAUGCCUACGGAGGCCCACAAUAGCGUAGGAAAGGUAGAAAGAUACCACCAACCUCUCCGACGGGCUUACGAAAUCAUCUCUGAAGAGAUGCAGGACUUGGGAUUGACCAAAGAGCAGAUCUUGCAGAUGGCAAUUAAGGCCGUCAACGAUACCGCCGGACCAGCAGGCCUAGUACCUACCCUUUUGGUCUUCGGCGCUUACCCCCGCAUGACUCAUCUAGAUCCGCCAGCGCCCUCUACUACUACUAGAGCAGAAGCUAUCAAAAAGGCGAUGCUAGAAGUGAGGAGAUUGCAAGCUGUAAGGCAAGUGACAGACGCUUUGAACAUGCGCAACGGCCCUUCUACUACCGAAACACUCGCCCUCCCUUUACAAAGCCAAGUGAGGGUAUGGAGGGAGAAGAAAGGAGAACAGCGCGCACAAUGGACUGGCCCUUACACCCUUCUUGCAAUUGAGGACCACACGUGCACGGUCCAAGUCAAUAACAAGGCAGUCAAAUUUAGAGCAACGGCAGUAAAACCGUACUACCACGAGGAUGGCCUGGUACGAGCUGAGGAGGAAUCACCGGAAGAGGAAGGUACACCAGUACCAGUGGAGGAGGCGCCUCGACGAAGUGGCAGAAACAGACGACCUCCAGAUCGCUACUACACUGAAGCUGAGGAGCUAGCACAAUUUUGGACCGCCGCAGCAACUGGGAAUAUAGGCGCGUUCCUAACUCGGAAGGAACAGACCGACCGCGAGCUAGCUACGAAGCUACGGGCUGAAGGCGUAAUCACCACCCCUGGCGAGAUUUUCGAAGACUCUCAGCGCCGGGAGAUCGAAGGCUUGAUUGCACAAGGCGUAUUUGAAUUCAUCCCUUACGACCCCGUAGAGCACGCAGGUCAGCGUAUUUUCGGUUCUCGACUUGUCAACGAGCUGAAAGGCAAGGAAACAGCCACCCCAUUCGAGAAAUCAAGACUCGUUAUCCAAGCUUUCGCGGACCAAGGAAAAGGAGUAAUUUUGACCCAAUCACCAGCUAUUCAGCGCUCAAGUCAACGAUUGAUCACUGCACUAGCACCAGCACUCCUUAAGCUAGGGAUUUGCCUCUACCUUCGGGACAUCACACAAGCGUAUACCCAAAGUGAGCACUUGCUGAACAGACUUAUCUUAGCACGACUGCCAAAGGAGAUGGUCAAGUACUACCCCGAAGGUACGAUCAUGAGAGUCUUAAGAGCUCUAUAUGGAAUCCCCGAAGCAGGGACCUUUUGGUGGUCAACGUACUACACCCACCACAAGGAAAAGCUGUCUACAGUCACCUCGACUUACGAUCCUUGCCUCUUGAUUUGCACCGAAAAGGACAUGUUCGGACUCGUAGGAAUGCAAAUAGACGACACUUAUUACCUCGCCGACGAUCGAUUUGCAGCCAAGGAGAGAUCAGAGCUCAAGAAGGCUGGACUGAAAGCUAAGGACGAGACCAAGCUCAGCUACACAACCGACAUCGGCUUCAAUGGCUGUAUUUUGAAGCUACAAGAAGACGAUACCAUGCUCCUCACGCAAAAGCAACAAGGCCAAAAGCUCGCCCUUGUGUCAGACGGUCCGAACUUCAAGCAAGAGUACCUCGAGCAGCGCGCACGCGGAGCAUAUAUUGCUUCCACUUGUCAGCCAGAAGCUCUAUUUGCCCUCUCAGUAGCUGCUCAACACAAAGACCCUGAUAAAGCUGACGUCACCGCACUGAAUAAGUGCCUUCAAUGGAUGAUCGACAACCAAGGUAGAGGCCUCAAAUACGUCCCAAUCGACCUGAAGUCAGCCAAACUUUUUGUAUUCGUCGAUGGCUCAUUCGCGAAUAACAAAGACUUGAGUAGCCAGAUUGGAUACAUCAUCAUACUAGCGAAUGAGACGAAUACCGGACCUGAUACCUUCCAAAUUCACGGCAACGUAAUACACUACAGCUCUACAAAGAGCAGGAGAGUAACAAGGAGCGUGCUAGCCUCCGAGAUCCUUGGAAUGGUGGCUGGCGUGGACAUAGCAAUCGCCCUUAAUACGACCCUAGAUCAGAUCACGGCACAACUCUCUCUACAGAAGAUUCCAAUGGUAGUAUGUACCGACUCCUAUUCACUCUACGAGUGCUUAGUGAAACUUGGUACUACUAAAGAGAAGAGGUUGAUGAUCGAUGUAAUGGCAUUGCGUCAAUCUUACGAAAGAAGAGAGAUCGCCGAAAUACGCUGGAUUGACGGGAAAUCUAACCCAGCAGAUCACAUGACAAAAGCUACCCCAAAUAAAGCUUUCGAAAGCUUUAUCGACUACAAUACGCUAGAGGUCAAGGUUGAGGGAUGGGUAGAACGUGAGAAGUGA
Drepanopeziza brunnea f. sp. 'multigermtubi' MB_m1 is the source of this 5220-nucleotide messenger RNA. RefSeq lists its product as uncharacterized. Lineage: Eukaryota; Fungi; Ascomycota; Leotiomycetes; Helotiales; Drepanopezizaceae. Gene Ontology annotation, molecular function: nucleic acid binding; zinc ion binding. The record is from RefSeq and is a predicted model, not a curated record.